CCUCACAUUCCAGACUGGAUUUACCGGACUCCACCUGUCGCGAGCUCGCGCUCUGUUGUUUAGUGUCUUUAUCGCAAGCGGACAAAACAGCCACUCUGACAUCGGACUGCACGAGACACACAUACUGGAACGAGAGCUGUCUGUGUCGACAUGAGAAUAACAAGCGCUCCAGCUCCCGCCACCUGUUUUACGUUCUGAAUGUUUUUUUUUAUUUUACCCGACGACAGAGGAGGGAACAACAAGCAAAAUUCUGGUUGAUGGUUUUAUCCGCAGUGCCUCAGCCAACCAGCCAGCCGGGGAGCAGUAUGUCAAGCAGGCAGCAGCAGCAGCAGCAGCAGCGGACGCCGUUAAAAGUCACCGACAGCGUGGUGGAGGUCAAGAGCAAAUUUGAGGCAGAAUACCGUCGCUUCGCACUAAAGAAAAUUGGCCAAGGUGACUUCCAGGAGUUCUACCGCCUCCUCCAGACCAUCCAUCAUAUACCUGGUGUUGAUGUGCUCCUGGGAUAUGCUGACAUCCAUGGAGACCUCCUUCCAAUCAACAACGAUGAUAACUUCCAGAAAGCUGUCUCGUCAGCCAAUCCACUGCUCCGUAUUAUUAUAACCAAGAAAGAGGAUGAACCUGUCAUAUUUGCCACCAACUCCCUCCAGAGGCGUAAAAAGGGUCUGGGUUUAACUGGGCUGCGCACCACAAGCUCAGGCUCCACCCACUCAAAGAACAAACCAGGUCUUAUGAUUGGCCUCCCACAGAACUUCAGACAGAUCUCUUCCAUCAUUGAUGUGGACAUCUUACCUGAGACUCACCGACGUGUACGACUUCAUAAGCACGGUACCCACAAACCACUAGGCUUCUACAUUCGUGAUGGGGUGAGCGUGAGAGUGACGCCACAGGGUGUAGAGAAGGUUCCAGGAGUGUUCAUAUCUCGUCUGGUACGUGGUGGGCUAGCAGAGAGUACAGGGCUGCUUGGAGUUAAUGACGAGAUCCUUGAGGUGAACGGCAUCGAUGUAGCAGGGAAAUCUUUGGAUCAGGUUACAGACAUGAUGGUGGCCAACAGUCACAACCUAAUUGUGACUGUGAAACCAGCUAACCAGAGGAACAACGUCCUGCAUCGUGGGAGUAAGACCUCAAUGGGGAACUCUGGUUCUGUAGGCUCAGCUGGAUCUACUGGUUCGGCUUUGUCACAUGACUCACCAAGCCCUGCCUCUCAGAGCAACCCCAUUACUGCAAGCAACAGCAUUGCAGAGGGUGACAGUGAUGAUGAAGAUGAUGAUGGCGACAUCAUUCUGGAAAAUGACUGUCUGACACCCUGCGACUCCCACAGAGUAAACAACAGUAACAACACCAACCUCAAUAGAGACUUACCUACGAACAGGCAGCACCCCUCCUCCGUGGUGAGGCCCCUCCCACAGAGCAUCUCAUUGCCCAAUAGUGUUGGAGCAUCCUUGAGUGACAGCUUUAUGAUGACGUCCAUUCACAACGAGAACACAGCCAGCAUCAGUCAGGAGAGCAUGAGAGAAGACGGCAACAUAAUAACACUGUAAUCAUGAUGACACUGACAGCUACACAGUAGCAGUGAGGACUUUGGGAUGUUGCAACCACAGAGUGCUGUAUCCAUUUCAACAACAGCUAACUGUGCUCCUUGUCAGCCAGAUGUCAAACUCAGCAGCAGCCCCUCUGACAGUUUUUUCCUGUUGACUCAUGCUGAUCAUCUUUUUGAAGAGGCUGAAACCUGAGUCUUAUAGGUUAGACUCACUAACAACAUCACACACCGCUGCUUCUUUCUUUGCUUCAAGCAUCGACUUUUUAUAUGUGUGCUACAUGUGGCUGAUGGUAUGUACACAGCUGCAUUGUCUUUUUCUGCAAGUAAAGAAAAAUUCACUCUAGGGAAAUGAUUUAAAUGCCAUUAUGUAUUAACUGGUCAGUAUACUUAUAGAGAGCAGCAUAAUCAAGAAAUAAUUCUAAAUAUUCUUGUUAAAGCCAAAGCUCAGUUUGAUCUCCACAUAUUUAGGAAAUCAUCUCCACCCCAAAAUUCUGCUGCUGUGCUUGGUGCUCAAUUGGUUGUUACGGUGGUUGCCUAGCAGCGGUGUUGUCACGAUGUAAGUAACGUCGUGACAACACCGCUGCUAGGCAACGGAAACAUGGAUGCCGCAAAGGCUAACAUAUGGUACUUGUUGUCUGAUUUGUUGAGUACAACAAGACAAUAACAAAACAUUACGAUUUGAUCAAAGCCCAUUUUAAUGGCAACAGUAGGACCAACACACAGCCCAUUAAAUAUUCUUUGCUUGUCUGGGUGGUAUUUUGGUACCACAAGUGCACCAUUCAUUCAGAUGAGGUGGUGUAAAGUGAAUUGUUGGUGUUUUUGAGUUUCUCCACUGGCAAUCUGGUGAUUUGUACCAAAAAAUAUUCUAGCUUAGUUGUACUUGCAUCACAAGUAGAAGCUUGAAUGCAAAAUACAAGUUUAAUGUGAUUAUAGCCAGUUAGUCAGAGUGCACCUGCAGAGUUCUUCCUACAGUAUCUGUAUUCCACAGCUGCUUUAAACCGUAUGAAAACGUUCUCCUUCAGUUCAUUAAAUCCCUGCAGCACCUGAAGGCAGCAGUACAAAUGUUGAUAAAUUGGCCUGAUUGGAGAUGUGUUGCUCAGAGCAAAGAUAGUUUUUUAGCUAUGAGAGCAAGAGUGCACCCCCAGUCUUUCCACUCUUUGCACUGCUGCAUCUGCAUGACCAAAAAUGCAGAUGGACGUGCUCAGUCUAUGAGCCCAAGUUCUACCAAUGGUCAUAGUAAUUGUAAUGGUAAAUUAAUGCCCCAAAAAGUACUAUACCUUACAAUACACAAAAAUAUAGACCAGACAGCAGAAAACAGAAAAAGGUUCAAACUUGUUAAAAGUGAUGUGAAAACUUCACAUUUUUUUCUCUCUUUUAAAAUAUUUUGUAAUUAUUUUGAUUAUUUUUUUCAUUAAAUCAUUUGUUAUAGAAUAUGAUACAUUAUUCAUCUCAUGGGUUUUAGUAACGGAUCAAAAUACUGAAGGGAUUUUUCUAAAACAUGUAGAAUUCAAAGACGGUGAUCAUUUGGUUUUACAACGCAAAUUACUGAAUGAAAAUGGUAAUAGAUAAUAUAUAGCAAUAAGCAUUUACAGUCUGGCAUACAAAUAUAGAAACACAUUCGCUGUGACUCGUAUAACGAUUUUUUAUUAUUUUCUGCAACAGUUUGGGGAGGAGGAGAGAAUGUCAAAUAAACUCCAAUAACAUACACACUUCCACACAUGGACACAAUCACACAUCAACCAUUAGGAGAGGGUGUCAAAAUAAGGAGAUAAGUCAUAAGUCUUUUUUUACAGAUAACACCAAAAUACCUGUGGUGUGACAGAAUCACAAUAUGAAAGUAAGGCUUUACGGUAACAUUUACUUUACUUUAAGUUAAAUAAAUGUUUACUAUUUUAAUUUUAAAAGUUUUCAAAAUCCUGCUUUGUUUUCAUCCAUGAGAAGCUUAACUAUAGCACUGUUAGAGGUCAGAAACUCAAUUAUGGUCAAUUUGAAGUAGCAUUUUUACUUUUAAGCACAUACUAAGUUAACUAAGUAACUCAUCAGUGAUUCAAGCCGGUCUAGUGCCCACUGAUUUCUAUGUCACUGAUCCUGUUUUGUUGAUGGGAUACCUUGUUCACAGCUGGAUUUGUAGCAAGACAUCUAUGAAAUAUAAUGAGGCGGCUGUGGCUCAAGAGGUAGAGCGGGUCAUCCUCUAAUCAGGUCGGCGGUUCCAUUCUCCCCCAUUCUGCAUGCCGAAGUGUCCUCGGGCAAGAUACUGAACCCCAAAUUGCCCCUGACGGCUGUGCCGACGUUGUGUGACUGAUGUGCAAUAGAGACAGUGUUUCACAUGGAUGCACUGUAUGAAUGUAUGAAGCACAUACUGAGUAACACCGUAUUUAGGUGUGUGUGUGUGUGUGUGUGUGUGUGUGUGUGUGUGUGUGUGUAAUCUAUAAUAGCGCUAUUUAUAGAAAUACAAAUCAUUUAUUCUCACAUUAAAAUGGCAAAAAGCCUGGAAGAGAUGGACACAUUUUGUUCAAGUCCACUCAUAGAAAUAAUGACUCCAACAAAAAUGUUUCUUUGAUUGUCUUCAAAAAACGUGUUAACUAUUCAUUUGUAAGAGAAUGAAGCAGUUAGUGAGACCUGUUAUUUCUUACAUGAUGUUUAAACAAAAAUGUUAUUGCCACAGUUUAAUCAAUCAACAGCUUUUACAGGGGAAAACAAUUUCAAAAACCACAAAACUUGAUCUUCAACCCAUGAAAGAUACAAAUAUUGGUGUUUUAAUCUCCUGUUUUACAGGUGACAUUUGUAUAUUGGGCCAGUGAACACACAUUAAACUCCUGUUGAACCCAUUCCAUAUACUUCACAGCUAACCUGACAAAUGGCACACAAUAUCACUGAAUAAUUACCACAUUUAAGGUUAGGCAUUGUUUCUGUCCAGUCGCAGACAACGAAUUGCCAAACUGGCCUGACUUGGAUUGGGGUUACGGUUUGCAUGAGUCUGUGUGUUUCUGUGUGUUUACAGUACAGCCUCAUUUAACUGUCUCCUGCUAUUUUACAACUCUGUUAAAAUCAUCAGCUUUCCUGGUAAACAGAGCUGCCAUGGACCUCAGAGUAGACAGUUCAGUUUACUGAUGCUGUUCAAUGCCAGGAGAGAUAAAUCAAGUCUGUCCGACCAGAAUAUAUUUUGGCAGAAGUUUGAUGUCAGCAGUAGUUGAACACACACACACACAUAUAACAUAUUCUUUUUCACUUUAAUAUAUGUUAAUGUAAAUGUAAGAUUAUGAAACAAGGGAGAUUUCAUUAGCAGGGAGAUGUUUUUAUGUAAGAGAAGAUUUUAUAAUAUGUAUAAUAUUGAGAGUAUUUUUCUUAUUCUUGUAAUUUUAAACUACAUGAGAGGAGAUGAGACAAAGAUGAACACUGUGCAAGUGUGUUAACAUGAAGUGUCUGUAGCUUAAGUAAAGAUGGUCUUUUUCAGAGACCAGUGUUUCCCAGUUCUAGUUCAACUUAAUUUCUUCUUUCAUUUGUAAUGAAUGCAUGUUUACAUGUUCCAUGUUAAUCAUGGAAAUAUUGGAGUGGUUUCCCAUCUGAAGUACCACUGGUGUGCAUGUCCAUCAUUCCAACGUUCACAUGCUAUAAUGCUAACAAGCCCUGACAGGUUAUGUGACUUACAUUUUUCCCCUUACUAACAAGGAUCGAGAUAAUGGAGACAACUGAGUCUGGGCAAAUCUGACCAGACCACCUGUAGCCCUGAAGGCCCCAGCCUCAGUGUGUGGCAAUGUUGGUGAUAUGAUUAAUUGUGAGUUUGUUUGGAAAUAUGCACCAAUACAAUAAUAUAAAGUGAAAUGAGAAGGGUAAUGAAAGUUAAGUGGCUCUUGCUCUUAGACCUUACAUUAAGGUAAGGACCCAGCAUCAAUGUUGUUUAAAAACCUAAUAUUUCCCCUAUUAUUAAUACAACACUGGCUGUAUUCUUUAGGAAAUCUUUGUAAAGUCAAACUAUCUUGAAUAGUUACAGUAGGGUUGCUUAAUAGACACACAAAGCCAAUCAUUAAGGUAACAGUCCAAUAGCGUUUCAGUGAGUGGAGGCAAAUACACAGACCCAGGACAUGUUUAUCCCAGCUCAAAGAAUGGAAGGAAAGUGCUUGUCUAGCUUCAAAUCUGAUCUUUAAUCUCAUAUUCAUACAUUUAAUUUAUUAUUAUUAGAUUAUGAAAAUAACGAAGUCUGUUAAGAAGCUGUUAGCUGAGGUAUUUCUUAACCAACCACCUGUUGCCAGGUGUACAGUAACUAUAUUUGUACUACAAUCUGUAUCCACUUACUAUUAAUGCAUACUGAACAUUCCCUACUGCUUUAUAUUAAAAGCAUUUACGUGCCAAAUUAGUGCUCAGCACUUCCUGCAUCAGUCAUCCAAUGUAAAUGCAAAACAAGACAUUGGUAAUUUUAUUAAGUUAAAACUGAUUAGUUUGAAGGUGUCAGAUUGUAGUUGGAUUUUCAGUAGCAGCUGUACUUAACCAGCUCCUUUCACUGUGCCCUACUGUUCUUCUUAGGCUUUUAUUAUGUUGCCACCUUUCCUUCCUUGUAAGCUCAUCUUAGCUACUGCCUACAUUAUGUAACACCUAAUUCUAACAGCGGUGGCAUUUUAUAUAUUUUGAUAAUCAAUCAAUCAAUCAAUCAAAUUUUAUUUGUAUAGCCCAUAUUCACAAAUCACAAUUUGUCUCUGUAGCUUGUGAUAUUGAGAUCUUGCCGGCUUCCAUGUUGGCUUAUUAAACUUUGAUGGUAGUUUUGUCAGAACUGCAAAAGUCACUUAGGCAUUUUGUAUUUUUCAAUAAUAAUCUUCAAUGAAACUUUAGUUUACUCAUGUCAACAGUCAUGCUAAGAUAUCUCAGAUGAAAUUACUGAUCUCCUCAUCUGAAUCUGGAUAACCUGUCAAAACAAAUAGACUGUUUCUUAAUGAUUGGUACUGUGAUGGAGUAAAUGUAAAGAAAUAUUUUCUUUAUAAAUAAACUGUUUAAAUAUGAAAAAUGUGAUUAAAUCCACUUUACAUUGGUCUUCCCUUAACCACAGCCUUUCUUGAAAAGCAAAACAGCACAUUUGCAAGAGCAAGCGGAAAUCCACAUUUCCAGCCGUCAAUCUAUGUGCUGGCAACUACAGACAUAAAUGUGACAUUAAGUAAAAUGAUUUUUAAAUGUGGCUUUGGAAGUUGGCCCCACCUGUGAGUAUUUUUGAAAGCGCCUGGCCCUUUCUAAACAGUCUCCACAGAUGACCUACCAGACUGUAAAGCAAACUAUCUUGUGGGUCAGUUUACCAAUGUGACAUCUCCCUUGAUCCACAUUGCUGUUGUGUGAACAGUCUGAUCCUGAUCAUGUCAAUGUCAUGUCACUGUGCUGCUGUUUGUAGCCUGUUUCCAUCCUGACAGCAGGUCAGUGCAGAGACAUCUUGGUCACUGUCCUCUGACUGUACAAGCUUUUAGAAAACAAAUGAAGUGCCUUUCUGAAGUAAGGAUAUUUGUGUUAAAUUGGAUGUCAUGACCUGUGUGAUGUGCAGCUGAAGCACCUCAGUGCAGACGUUUGUGUCAGAUGAUGGACCACAGCAAAACUAACACUGCACUGAACUUCACACAGCUGGUUUCUAUGGGAUUCUGUAACUUAUCUAUUAAUGUCAUUUGAGAUGAAAUAUGAUGAUUACAUAAUUAUUAUAUAAGGUAAUAAAAAAUUACACGGUAUAAAGAGGA
Hippoglossus stenolepis (Pacific halibut) is the source of this 7242-nucleotide messenger RNA. It is a transcript of the gene pard6a, whose product is annotated as par-6 family cell polarity regulator alpha. Bases 258 to 1538 code for a protein of 426 amino acids. Gene Ontology annotation, molecular function: protein kinase C binding. The record is from RefSeq and is a predicted model, not a curated record. The transcript has 6 exons. Lineage: Eukaryota; Metazoa; Chordata; Actinopteri; Pleuronectiformes; Pleuronectidae. Gene Ontology annotation, cellular component: apical plasma membrane; nucleus; cell cortex. Gene Ontology annotation, biological process: establishment or maintenance of cell polarity; centrosome cycle; regulation of cellular localization.